CCAGAAAAAUGGAGGAAGCCCUGGUUCAAGUGAAGCCUUGUGAAUCUUCUAUCCAAGACAAGUCCUCUAAGCCGCCAACUUUCAUCAAAAUCCUGCUCCGUGAGACUGAUGACAUCGUUCUCUUCGAGAAUCCAAGUGAAACCGUCCCGCGGGAUAGCGAAGAAGCUGCCACAGUCAUUGCAGCAAAUGAGAAGUAUGAGUACUUGACGAAAGGCAAGGGCAGGAAUCGACGGACAACCAAUUCCGAGGCUCAAACAAUGGACUGUCUCUACAAAUCCCGAGCCGUGAACACAGAUCGGAUUAAGCAGGAAGAUAUAGGGACUUUUGUGUCGAAUUACGAAAUGUUCGACACUUACGAGGAUCUCGCAAGAUCAUCCCAUAGUCUAGACGUCAGUGAGGAGACGAAGAUCGUCAUAACGACUUACACGAGAGAAGGAGAAGAAGAUCCAGGACAAUUUCUUAACAAUUCUGCCAAUUUCCGUUUGUCUGCAAUGAUUAUUCAACGCCUCUUGGCGGGAAAUGUUUUCCGUGAAAAACAGAAACGCUUCCGCAAUAUGUAUUUACCAGAUCCUCUAUCCAUUGAUGUGAAAUAUCAUUACACUCUGGAAAGACUCUGGUCCUAUCAGUGGACAUCAUUGUCGGGAUACGCCGUCACGAGUUUCAGUUGGUGUGAAAGCAACAGAGACAUUCUAGCAGUGGGAUAUGGCCUAUUCUACCUAGAACCGACGCGAGAGCAGCCAGAAAAUGGCUUUGUUUGCAUAUGGAGUAUUAAGAAUCCCGUAAAUCCUGAGCGCCAGUUUCGAUUCGACGCUCCUGUUAGUGCUGUUGCUUUCUCACCUUUCUACCCACAAAUGCUAUCUGUGGGACUCUACAAUGGAAGCUUGGAGAUUCGGGACUUCACAGAUGAGUACGGAUCCUUAAUAGCCUCCACUGAUCGAGAAACCGCGCCUGGCUUUGAGUCCAUCUGGCAAAUUGAUUGGCUACCAGGAGAAGGCAUAUUCAGUCAGUUUGGUCAGUUGCUGACGAUUUCCGUUGAUGGACGAAUCAUGAAGUAUUCUUUCACUUCUGGACCCUUUCUUGACACUGUUCAACUUCUUCGGUUAAGUCGGGUUGAAGGAGUUGUAGAAGGAUUGCCUGUUGCAAAGAAAAAAGACUUGAUGGAGGCCUAUCGCCAUCCACAAGCUCUCUGUCUUCGAAUUCAUCCGCUACGCAAACAUACUUACUUCGUAGGCACCGAUGAAGGAUGUCUGCACACAUGCUCCCUGAACUAUCCCCAUCAUCAUAUAGGCGUGUGUCAGGUACAUAAGGGUUCAGUUUACAGCAUCGAGUACUCUCCGUGGAGCCCAAAGAUUUUCCUAACGUGCGGCAGUGAUUGGUGCAUUAGAGUGUGGGUCGAGGGCGUCUUCACGCCAGUUAUUGAACUGUCCAGUGGCUUCAAUGCUGUCAAUUGUGCCUUCUGGAGUCCUAUUCAUGCCACUAUAAUAGCCAGCUGUAGUCGGAACUGUGUUGAACUCUGGGAUAUUCGAAGGAAGACUCUAAAACCUGCCUCAACUCACAAAUUCGAUUCCUCUCCUCUCACGAAAAUCAAGUUCUCAAAGUGCGGACGAUCCCUGAUUGUGGGAACUGCAGAUGGAGUGAUUCACGUGUGCGCCCUGGAAGACAUGCCUUUCCCACCGCAUUUUCAAUACAAUGAACUGCAGAAGGCGAUCUAUGGCGCCAUCAGCGGAGACCUCCUUGACCAAGUGAAGAGUCUCGGUCAUCUGGGCUACCCCACGGACAAGAAAAAGCGCCCCACUUCUGGCACGUGAUCAUCGUGCAAGCAAACAAAGAAGUUAGGAAGCAAAGUUCUCUGGAGUGUAAAAUUGAGUUCAUUAUUUACUUCUCAAGAUAUACAGAGUGUGGAAAAAUAUUGCAGAUUUGAAUAAAAAUGCUUGUCAUUCUUCUUCUUUUAUGUGUGAUCUUUACGAUCUUGCUUUUGAGUUCUGUAAGAAAUUCAUUCUACAUGUAAAGAGUUGUAAUUCACAGUAAAUUGUUCAGCGAAUUGAAACGAAUGUUGCACUCUCUGAAUCCAAAACCAUCGCAAGUCUUUCCCCUUUCUUUUUCUGGGGCAGUCCAUCCC
Molecule: messenger RNA, 2119 nt
Organism: Phlebotomus argentipes
Lineage: Eukaryota; Metazoa; Arthropoda; Insecta; Diptera; Psychodidae
Product: dynein axonemal intermediate chain 4
Exons: 4
Coding region: 9-1808 (599 amino acids)
Biological process (GO): cilium movement
Cellular component (GO): axonemal dynein complex
Molecular function (GO): dynein heavy chain binding; dynein light chain binding
Source: RefSeq, a predicted model, not a curated record